AUGAUUACAAGAAAAUUUUUUCGAACUACACGUUUUCCACGCUUUUAUAGCCAAUUUGCCCUUUCCACCCGCCCGAGUGUUAUUCGCUCUCCUGCUCCCAUUAGCCGCCCUCCACGUCUCGCGAAGCCCGCGUAUAUACCACCACAUUUCGGGAAUACUAUUACCACAUUCUCAACAACAAUGGUCCCCUCGAAACGUGAUCCCACGAUGGAUGCUGGUCGGAAUGCGGCGGACCGGCUCGAGGCGCUCCUUGACAAGGACGGAUUCAAAAAAUGGGGCUUUGUGAUCUAUCGAUGUACGUACCAAAAUAAUUCCGACUGGGAGAAUUUCAUAGCUCGCUUCCUGAGCGCGGUCCCAGAUUACCUUGAGUUUUAUAGUGGCCUUGAUCUCCUCGACACAUUUACCCCAACGGUCUUGGAAGACCCCUCCUUCGAGGGAGCGACAGUUGCUACUCUACGCGAGCACUUCAACCAGUGGGCUAAGACUUCAUUGAAAGAGGAACAGGGUGUUGCUGAAGACUACCAUGCAUGUACUGGCCGCUACCGGUUUUUCAUCAUGGUGGACCAGGAAGCUAUGGAAUCGGUUUUGAGCGCCCCCGAGGAUGAUGAGAUAGGAUUUGUUCGCGUGGUUUAUGCUGAAUGGGAACCAGACGUACUUGAUGAAGAGGAUAUUGCGAAUGGCGAUGUGUCUGAGCCAGAGGAGCCCCUUGACGGGUGUACCCAGAACGAUGUGGGUUGGAUGAAAAUGUGCUGGCGUUGGGUAGAGCUGCCAGGAUUUCACAAGAUGCGGGAGUGGGAUGACUGGGAAGCGUAUUAUGUUCGGCCCCCAGAGAUUGGAGACAUUCCCUGA
Penicillium egyptiacum is the source of this 849-nucleotide messenger RNA. The record is from the annotation of a GenBank genome assembly. NCBI's taxonomy places the organism in Eukaryota, Fungi, Ascomycota, Eurotiomycetes, Eurotiales, Aspergillaceae.